GGACGCCAUCCCUGCUCAGCCCGCCCAGAGCCCGCUCGACCCGCUUUUCCUUCCCUCCCCCCCCUGCUCCUCUGAGGACCAGGCACCCAAAUCAUUCAAGAAACGGAGUCCCCGUGCUCUGCUCCCUUUUUGUUACGCUUCCCAUACAUCCAUUGCCUAGACCCCCCAAACCCCUCGCUGUACUCGACUUCUGGUUCUUGCUCCCUUUUCAUCUAUUUUCUCCAUCAUCAUCCAUCAACUCUCGACUCGUGUCGACUCUUUCUCCUACGAUCAAUUUAACAUACACCUGAGGCAUCGCGGUCCAUCGUCACGAGCCUCAUUAUUCGAACCACGUACCGCUACCCAAUACAAUUCUCAAAAGAGCAUUUCUACCUCGUCGCCUACGGGGUCCAUCAAACAAAACUAGAGAUUCGCCGUAGAUCUGGUGCGGACCUGAAUCCACCAUCCUACAUAUCUCGAUACCUGAGGGAUCGAACCCUUAUACUCGACGACAAUGACGACCUCGAAUCAGAACGUCGAUAGCCUCGACUCCCUCCUCGACUUCAGCGAGUACGACAACAUGUCCUACCAGUCCCCAUCGCUGUCCCCCGCCGCUACCUCAAAGAACACCUUCACUCGCCCCUCGGUCAGCACCGUCGCGACCCCGACCAUGCCCUCGGCAUCACAGCCCCUUACUGGCCCGAGCCACCAGUACGAUCUCUACAAGCAGCAGACGGGCAUCGUGCCUGGUGCCCUCGCCAGCACUCUCGCCGUGAAUGAGGUGAACCCCCACAUCAGCGGCUACAACAGCAGUUAUGGCAUGGAAUAUCUCGGCGCCGGCUUGAGCCCCGAGAACGACUUGUUCGACUUCAACACUUCCCCUUCCCAGAACUCUACCGGUCUCGACAUGGACAUGGAAUUCGAGUCUCCUCCCGACUCCCAGUACUUCUUCCCCAACCCCACGGUCAACCCUUCGGCCAUCGCUGGCCAGGAGUCGCCUGUGGUGCCUUCCCAGCAGAGCAACGUCGGCAGACUCUGGCCCGGCAUGCACUCCCAGGCUGCCCUCGCCAAAGCCCAGGCCCAGCAGAGGCAACAACAGCAGAUCAUCCAGCAGCAGCAGCAGCGCCACCAGCAGAUGAGCAACAAGCCGCGUACCAAGAGCCAGCAGCCCACCGACCCCAUCGUCGAACAAAAGAUCACCCAGCUUCUUAACUCUAUGCGUGCUAAGCCCGCUCAGGAGGGUGACAGCCCCACUCCCCUCAUGAACCUGCCCCGGUCCAAGAAGGAUGAGGAGGACAUGGACGAGGACGAGAGACUUCUCGCUAGCGAGGAGGGCAAGAAGCUCAGCAGCAAGGAGCGUCGCCAGCUUCGCAACAAGGUUUCCGCACGUGCAUUCCGUUCACGCAGAAAGGAAUACAUCACCCAGCUUGAGGCCGAGAUUGCCAACAAGGUUUCUGAGAACGGCGACCUCCGUGUUCACAACCGCGCUCUCCAGGACGAGAACAAGCGCCUGCAGGAUCUCACCCGCAUGCUUCUCGCUUCGCCAUCCUUUUCUAACUUUCUCGACCAUCUGAGCACCAACCCCCAGGCUGCUCCCCAGCCCGCCGCUGCUGUCAAGGUUGAGAGGCAGCCCGAGCAGCGUCAGAUCCCCAAGGAUAUCAACCCUUACGCCAACCAGGGCCAGCAGCAACAGCAGCAGAUUGGUAUGGCGAUGGUUCCGGAGCAGAACAUGGACUUCGCCAUGCUCAACAUCGAUAACGAUGCCUACAACUUCCAACCUCAGGUCUUCGCUGUUCUCGAGACUCCUGACGUCCCCGUCACCAUCGACUCUAACGUCCUCUCUGGCAAGUCUUCCAACUUUGUUGGUGAGACGUUCGAAUCGGAUGACGAGAAGAUCGACAUCCCCGCCAUUGAGGCGCCCAAGACUCUUGCUCCGGAGCUCCCGUCUCAAGCCCCCGCAGAGACGGAGGUCUUUGACGACGAGUUCGAGAACGACCCUGAGUUUGCCCUGUACCAUUCUUCCCCUGCACUUUCCGCCGAAGGCCCCGUCGAACUGGACACGGAAGGCUUCUCCCACAUUGACAUCUUCGGCGGCGUCGAGACGGAGAAGGUCCUUGCCCGCUACGAUCUUGUUGAUGCCUCGGAAGAGGAGCAAAACGCCUGUGUCGCCAUGGCCAGGGUACAACGCCUCGCAGCCAGCCUGGAACCCGUCCUCGCAAGAUUAGAGUCGCUCGUUCUCUAGUCUCACGCUCUUUACUCGACUUUCUUUUUAGCACCAUUAUUACGGGCAUUGAGUUCGCUCCAUCAUUUCCUGUGCAUACUAGCUUGAUAUCUGGGACAUGGCGUUGGGAUCGAACAUGGGAAUCAACUACACCCAAACGGGGACAGGCAUUUAUUCUCUUAUUUUAUUCUCUGUUGAGCUGGACGAAAAGAAUUCUAAAGGGACCAGCAGGUUCAGUAUGAUUGAUGAUUGUGGCACUGGCGGCGAGCAAGAAGGAGGGGUAGGGAUUCACGGUUGGCCUUAGGCAGCGUGUAUCAGAUAGAUUGGGCGCUCUCGCAACUCGAUCUGAAGCGAAUACAAACAAAGAAUUCAAAAACAUGCUUGCUUCA
Colletotrichum destructivum is the source of this 2589-nucleotide messenger RNA. RefSeq names its product Putative basic-leucine zipper domain-containing protein. Bases 494 to 2221 code for a protein of 575 amino acids. Lineage: Eukaryota; Fungi; Ascomycota; Sordariomycetes; Glomerellales; Glomerellaceae. Gene Ontology annotation, biological process: regulation of DNA-templated transcription. The transcript is spliced from 2 exons. The record is from RefSeq and is a predicted model, not a curated record. Gene Ontology annotation, molecular function: DNA-binding transcription factor activity.